GGCUGGAGACCACGGUGCGGUUGGCGGGGGGCAGGGAGCCAGCAGAGGGGCGUGUGGAGGUGCUGAUGGAGGUGGGAGGGGUACAGCGCUGGGGGGCCGUCUGCAGUGAGAACUGGGGCAUCAACGAGGCCAUGGUGGUGUGCAGACAGCUGGGCUACGGCUUUGCAAACAGAGCCCACCAGGAGACGUGGUACUGGCCCGGAGCUCCGGAGGCAGCAGAGGUGGUUCUGACUGGAACCCACUGCAUCGGCACAGAGAUGUCCAUACAGCAGUGUCGUAGGAACACACAGGUCUACUGCCCCAGGGGAGGAGAUGGCAAGGCGGCUGGGGUCACCUGUGUUGAGACGGCCCCUGACCUGGUAUUAGAUGCCCAGUUGGUCCAGGAGACAGCCUACCUGGAGGACCGCCCCUUGCACCUCCUGACCUGUGCCAACGAGGAGAACUGUCUGUCGUCCUCUGCUGCCCGGAUGAGCUGGCCUUACGGACACAGACGCCUGCUACGAUUCUCCUCACGCAUCAUGAACAUGGGCCGGGCCGACUUCAGACCUAGAGCGACCAGGGAGUCCUGGACCUGGCACCAGUGUCACAGGCACUACCACAGCAUUGAGGUGUUCACCCAUUAUGACCUUCUGACCCUGAAUGGAACUAAGAUUGCUGAGGGUCACAAAGCCAGCUUCUGUCUGGAGGACACCUACUGCCCCGAAGGUCUCCAGAAGCGCUACUCGUGCUACAACAUGGGAGAGCAGGGUAUCCAGGUCGGUUGCUGGGACACGUAUCGCCAUGACAUCGACUGUCAGUGGAUCGACAUCACAGACAUCAGCCCCGGGGAGUACAUCUUUCAGGUUGAAGUGAACCCCUCGUUGGACAUGGCUGAGUCAGACUUUCAGAACAACGUGAUGCGUUGCCGCUGCAAGUACGAUGGAGGACGUGUCUUCAUGUUCGGCUGCCAUGCUGGUGAUGCAUACAGUCCAGAGGUGGAGGAUCUGUUUGAGCACCAGCGUCAGAUCACCAACAACUUCCUCUAACCAACGGAACAACAGAAGAACCAAUGGGAGAUCUCCAUCCAACAGAACAACGAAUGAGAGACUUCAGAACAACCAGUCAACCAAUGGGAGUUCUCAGGGCCGAGCUUUGGAACCACAGCUCAUCUCCACUUACCCAAUCAGUGGAGAGGAGCCGCAGGAGAACCAGGAAGCCGGGGUUGGAAUGGACUG
This is a messenger RNA of Oncorhynchus masou masou (cherry salmon), 1214 nucleotides long. RefSeq names its product lysyl oxidase homolog 4-like. The transcript has 8 exons. NCBI's taxonomy places the organism in Eukaryota, Metazoa, Chordata, Actinopteri, Salmoniformes, Salmonidae. Gene Ontology annotation, cellular component: membrane. Gene Ontology annotation, biological process: peptidyl-lysine oxidation; collagen fibril organization. The record is from RefSeq and is a predicted model, not a curated record. Gene Ontology annotation, molecular function: copper ion binding; protein-lysine 6-oxidase activity. Bases 66 to 1025 code for a protein of 319 amino acids.